CGCGUUUUGUCCAUAAGAGGGAGUCACGUUUCUUAAAUGAACCGCUCCCGCCGCGCACUUCCACAACGCAUCCACAGCGCACAUUGACCGGAGCGAGAGUGGGGGGUAAUAUUUCACGACUAAGAUCAUAUUCUCCCACAGUGGCUGUGGAAAGUCAUAUCAGCGUUGGGAUCUUCGCUCGCUCCGCCACUUCGUCCCUCCAGCCUUCGCCCUCAACGUCGUCUCCUUCCUUUUUUACGCAGCUGAAGAACAAGAGAGGGUUCAUCAACACCAGGAAGCUCGUGUCUUUUCCAAACUUGGAUUAAUACACAGCUGGCGUCGAGAUAUUUACAUAUCUAGCGUGCGUUUAUUUCCUUUUGUUUUGUGUCACGCGGGGGAAACUUUUUUUUCCCCUCUCUCUCUGUCGCGAUGUUGUGGAAAUUAGCCGACAACGUGAAAUAUGAAGAUGACUGUGAGGAAAGACACGAUGGCAACAGCAAUGGGAACCCGCGGCUGCCUCACCUGCCAGCGGUCAGUCAGCACCUCUACAGUCCGUCUCCAGCCCUCUCACACUCGGCCAGUUCUGACUUCCAGCCCCCGUACUUCCCCCCUCCCUACCAGCCCAUCACAUACCCACAGUCCAGUGACCCGUACUCGCACCUCGGCGACCCUUUCAACAUCAACUCCAUAAACCAGUCGCCGUCGUCGAACCAGCAGCAGCCGUGGCCCGGCCGCCAGGGCCAGGAGGCGCUCGGCGCGCACGCCAGGAGCGGACUCGCGAGUCAGAUCCUGGGCCUGGAUGGAGGCUCGCCCGGGCUGAGGAGGGAAGGGUUCCGCCGGCCGGAACUGCUGCCCCCGCACGCGCACAGCCUGGACUCGUCGGUUGUUGACAUGGGGAUGCACGACAUGGGCCACGGCAUGGAUGACGUGCAACAUGUAGAUGACCACAGUAUUAUGAUGGCCGAUCAGACAGUCAUCAAAAAAGUAUUAGGACUACGAGGUGGCAGGAACCUUGAUCGCUUACAGAGGACUUAUUAUCAGGGGGGCAUUCUUGCGGGUCCUGUCACUCUACCCAAAGGCAAUGCGCUGGGUCUUCCCUUCCAGAAAGAGUCCCUGCUGGGCAUGGUGUCAAAUCCCACAGAGGUGUUCUGCUCUGUACCGGGCCGCCUCUCCUUGCUGAGCUCCACUUCCAAAUACAAGGUCACAGUGGCUGAGGUCCAGAGACGCCUCUCACCCCCGGAGUGUCUCAACGCAUCGCUGCUGGGAGGAGUUUUACGCAGAGCCAAGUCAAAAAACGGAGGCCGUUCUCUGAGAGAAAAACUGGAUAAAAUUGGGCUCAACCUACCAGCAGGAAGGAGGAAGGCAGCCAACGUCACUCUACUUACCUCACUAGUAGAAGGUGAAGCUGUUCAUUUAGCGAGAGACUUUGGUUACGUGUGUGAGACGGAGUUCCCUGCAAAGGCCGUUGCUGAAUACCUCGGCAGGCCACAUGUAGAACGCAACGAGAUCAACUCUCGCAAGAACAUGCUCCUCGCUGCAAAGCAAAUCUGCAAGGAGUUCACUGACCUGCUCACUCAGGACCGAUCGCCUCUGGGAAACUCACGGCCGGCACCCAUCCUGGAGCCGGGAAUCCAAGGCUGCCUGACCCACUUCAGCCUCAUCACUCAUGGCUUUGGCUCACCAGCCAUCUGUGCAGCCAUGACCUCACUUCAAAACUACCUAAACGAGGCACUCAAACAAGUGGACAAGAUGUACCUGAGCUCUGGUAGCGACACCCAGGGAUCCUCAGACAGUGGAAGCAAAGCUACCGACAAAAUGGACAAGCACAGGAAAUGAGAGCUCAAAGGAGAAUCCCUACGAACCUGAGACCCCCCAAUCCCUUACUCAAGCUGACCUGUCUGCCCUUUUUGGACUCUUAUUUUAUUUUUUUUUAAAUCACAAUUGAGUAUUGUCAUGUCGAGAGCUGACUUUGUGUGUGACUGUGUAUGCAUGUUCUGUACGCUCUCACUGUUAAAGUCAUAUAUCUUUUAGAAGUGGAGGUUUGCUAAAAAAAAACUUGUCCCAGCUGGCUGCAAAUCAGUCUGUUUUGGCAUCGAUGGUAAAUGCCCAUGAACUGAUCCCGAUGGGAGCAUCUCCUGUGAAGACGUAAUACAGACCAUAUCAUAGCAAUCACUGUACAGUCCUACACAGUUGCCAAUGUGCCAAUGCUACAACCAUGGGACCUGCACUCUGUUGACAAAAAGAGGAAAAAGAACAAAGUGCAUACUGUUUUUUUUUUUCUCUCCCUUGAGGACAUCAUUUCAAGAUGAGUUGCUGUGGCUGUGAAUUCCUCUUAGCUUCCCUCCUUAUGCUCCGUCUGGAGGCAAAUCCACUGAUUUCCUGUGUCUCAAUGGACUUGCAAAGGACAAUUUCAUAUGAGAGAAAGAGGGAGAAGACGAUCCCCUUCAUUUUUCUUUACUUUUUACUUUUUUUUUAUGCUUGAUUUGUACAAUGACUUCAAAAUGGCUCCAGUGUUAUUGUGCUUUGUUUCACGAGCGAUGAUUUGAAUCUUAUGUAAGCCUGAAAGAGAAAAGACGAGUUUUUGGUUUGUCAGUCUGUGUUUGGUCAGAAACCAGGGACUUCAAAGUCUUUGUAAAAAGAAGCCUCUUCAGUGUUCAUGUGGAUUACAGGCAUAGCAGUGCAUCCGUUGUUACUCUUAUCUUUUAACCUGGCGGUAAGAACGUGUGACACAUUUUUUUGUGUGUGUCAUCAUCCUUAGUAUUUAAAAUCCUUAAGUUAACACCAACCUACCAGAUCAGUCCUGCCAGCGUGUAUGCAUGUUGUGAGAAUGUGUGUAAAUGUACAUAUUUCUUUCUU
This is a messenger RNA of Solea senegalensis (Senegalese sole), 2835 nucleotides long. RefSeq names its product transcription factor AP-2 gamma (activating enhancer binding protein 2 gamma) (gene tfap2c). Gene Ontology annotation, cellular component: nucleus. NCBI's taxonomy places the organism in Eukaryota, Metazoa, Chordata, Actinopteri, Pleuronectiformes, Soleidae. Gene Ontology annotation, molecular function: RNA polymerase II transcription regulatory region sequence-specific DNA binding; DNA-binding transcription factor activity, RNA polymerase II-specific. The transcript has 8 exons. The record is from RefSeq and is a predicted model, not a curated record. Gene Ontology annotation, biological process: regulation of cell population proliferation; regulation of transcription by RNA polymerase II; anatomical structure development. Bases 409 to 1815 code for a protein of 468 amino acids.